UAUGAAUACGAGAUAGUUAUAUCUUUAUUUCAGAUCUGAUCCAUGUAACAGUGUAACUCCGACUCCUUUUUUUACAACCCAAACCCUUUCUCCUCUCUCUUAAUCCUCUGGCGGUCAGGCCAUUUGUCGAUAUCCUCCUAUACGACACUUUCCCCUUUCUCCAUUUUCUUUAUCAGUAAAUCAAUUCACCAUGAAGGUAGGAGGAAGACGGUGACAAAUCUGUUGGAGCGCAGAUGAAGUGCCGGCGAAGUCACGACCAUCACUAAUCGUCGCCACAAUCGCUGCUAAUUUGCGCCGACGAAGCCACCGCCAGCGUUCACCCUCACUCUUUCGUUCAAAUAUCAUCAUCUAAGGGCUAAGGAACUCUUGGAGGCCGGUCAUGUGUACGUCUUACUCUUUGAAAUGAGAACUGCCUCUAUGAGAAUGGAAGGGCUUGUGGUGGAAAGGCAUGUUAAAUACAUCAUAUCAGUUGAAAAGAGGAAAGAUGAUUUCGAAUCUGUGGUGAUGGAGCAUCUAAGAUUAAAUGGAGCUUACUGGGGAUUGGCAACGCUUGAUAUCCUAGGAAAGAUUGAUGUAGUGGACCGAGAUGAGGUUAUUCCUUGGAUCAUGCAGUGCCAAGAUGAAUCUGGUGGAUUUGGUGGUAACAUUGGACACGACCCACAUAUCUUGUAUACCCUUAGUGCCAUCCAAGUUUUAGCGCUAUUUGAUAAGCUUGAUGUUCUUGACACUGGCAAGGUUUCAAAAUAUAUUGCCAACCUGCAAAAUGAAGAUGGUUCCUUUUCUGGUGACAUGUGGGGUGAAGUUGAUACAAGGUUCUCUUACAUAGCAAUAAGUUCUCUGGCACUGUUGCAACAUUUGGAUGCAAUUGAUGUGGAAAAGGCAGUUCAGUACAUUCUAAGUUGCAUGAAUAUGGAUGGUGGAUUUGGUUGCACACCUGGGGCAGAGUCGCAUGCCGGACAAAUUUUUUGUUGUGUAGGAGCUCUUGCAAUAACGGGCUCUUUGCAUCAUGUUGACAAAGAUCUCCUUGGUUGGUGGUUAUGUGAAAGACAAGUUAAAUCUGGAGGUCUUAAUGGCCGCCCUGAGAAGCUUCCUGAUGUCUGCUACUCUUGGUGGGUUCUUUCCAGUUUAAUUAUGAUAGACAAAGUUCACUGGAUUGACAAGGAAAAGCUUGUAAAAUUUAUUUUGGACUGUCAAGAUAUAGAAAAUGGUGGAAUUUCAGAUAGGCCAGAUGAUGCAGUUGAUGUUUUCCAUACCUAUUUUGGGGUUGCAGGACUUUCACUCUUGGAAUACCCGGGACUCAAAGCUAUAGAUCCAGCAUAUGCUCUUCCUGUUGAUGUUGUUAAUAGAAUCAUCUAUCACAAGUAAUGGGUCGGUUUACCAUCGUCUCAUUCCUGCGAUGCUGACUGUUAAUGAAUUUUCAUUGACAUCAACUUUAAGCGGAUUUAAUUAAGGGGUUAAAGGGAUGUGCUCUGAUAACCUCACAGAAUUUAUGUAUUUAUCAAGCAAGGACAAGUCGCACACAUCAGGAAGCUUCUCAGGGCGGCCAUUAAGACCUCCAGAUUUAACUUGUCUUUCACAUAACCUCACAUCACUGCUUUAGUUCUGUGAGGUGUGGUGUAUAUUGUGUUGUCGCUUUAAAAUUCCCAAAUCCUAAUAUCCUAUAAAAUGGGGAGAGUCUAGUGUGGCUGUGAACAUGGUAUCCGUUCAACUUUGUUUUAAAAGGCCAAUAAGUUUGUGUCCCUUCAGAUAGAUGCAUUUGUCAGCGAGGUGCUUCGGCAUGCACUGGUAACUGUCUUAAAGUUAGCAGGACAAGAUUUUGUUUGUGUAAGUCAAUGUUGUUCUCGGUGCCGCAUCAAUGACUAGUCCGUCUCAGACACUUAGUCAUGUCUUCCUUCAAACUCCUAGGUUUAAGAUAAUUUUUGUAAAUACAUAUUAACUGUGGAAAAUUUUCGAGUAUGGAUUGAAAAA
Messenger RNA from Cuscuta epithymum, 1968 nucleotides. Lineage: Eukaryota; Viridiplantae; Streptophyta; Magnoliopsida; Solanales; Convolvulaceae. The record is from the annotation of a GenBank genome assembly.